CCCACUCAAAACUCAGCAGUGGGCGGUCUCACGUACCCGGCUUUCUUUUGAGAUUUAGCUGUUCUCUUCCUCACCAGUGAAUCCAUUGAAUGCAUUGCAUUUUGGGGUUGGCGUAACAGUAGCAGUACCAACGCUUUAGAGUCCACAUAAUGACAACUUUAUCACAGACAAAGGAAAUCUUCCGGAGAGCAGAUGCUGUCUGUUUCGACGUGGAUAGCACUGUUAUUAGAGAGGAGGGCAUUGAUGAGCUUGCCAAAUUCUGCGGAGUUGGAGAUGCAGUUACAGAAAUGACUCGCAAGGCCAUGGGUGGAUCAGUGACUUUUCAAAAGGCUCUUAUGGAUCGUCUCUCAAUCAUUCGAUGCUCAAGGGAACAAGUAAACAAACUGAUAACAGACCACCCCCCACAACUGACCACAGGUAUCAAGGAGCUUGUCGACAAUUUGCACCAGCGCAAUGUCAACGUUUUCCUCAUCUCCGGUGGUUUCCGCUGCAUUGUGGAGCAUGUUGCCUCUCAGCUCAGUAUUCCCCUUCAUCAUGUCUACGCCAACCGGCUCAAGUUCUAUUUUAACGGUGAGUAUGCAGGAUUUGAUGAGAGCCAGCCCACUGCUGAGAGUGGCGGAAAGGGCAGGGUGAUCAACAUGCUCAAGGAGCAGUACGGCUUCAAAGACGUGGUGAUGAUUGGUGAUGGUGCUACAGACCUGGAGGCCUGUCCCCCUGCAAGUGCCUUCAUUGGUUUUGGUGGAAAUGUGGUGAGACCACAGGUGAAAGAGAGGUGCUCUUGGUAUGUCUCAAGUUUUGGAGAGCUGCUAAAAGAACUUGAGAAGAUCUAACAAGGGAUAUCAGGGCUUUUUGAGAAUUCACUAAUGUAACUAAUGCUAAGUUUAAAUAUUUUUUAACUCAUCCAGUCAAUAGAUUUUUUUAUAAUGAAUGGAAAUGUUUACACUAUAAUAGUGGGACUUUAGGGGGAGGUGUUGUCCUUGAAUAUUUUAUACUUGUAUAGAACACUAAAAAGUUAACCAAAUGUCUAUUUGGAAAGAUUGUGUUUUUUUAAACAGCACUUUCCAUGUUAAAGCUUCAGUCAGAUUGAUAACAAAACUGCAAAAAAUGUGUGCCAUGUGGAAUACAGAUUACUACUGACACAAUAAAGUGUAUAGUGCAGUUUGGGAUAUCUGCCUUUUUUGUUUUAAUUGUACAUCUUUAACAACACUAUCCCAGAUGUUCUUUAAAUAUUUUUAUUCAUGUAUGACAUUCUUGCCACCUGUCAAUUUACCCUUACAUCGGGGGGAAACUGGACAUGCUACUAUAACACUAAAACCCUCUUAGAAAUCACAAUUAGCAGUAGCAUGACUGCACAAUUACAGCAUCAGAGUAGUGGUUUACACAAUACAUGAGAUGUUAUGCCCAACUGAACAUCAAACUGAUAAAACUUGUUAAAGAAAAAAUGGGCAUGCAAUCAUUUUCUCAUCGAUAAAACAAAAGCCAUGUUUACCAGCACAGUACGAUAAACACACAUCAAGCUUAUUGCGUAUAGUGAAAAGGAGAGACAUGAGGGAAUGCCCACAAAAGUAUAUUUUGGGGAAAAGCAGACAUUUGGAUUUCCAUGUACUUCUGUGACAACUAAGGGCCUGGGGUUCAUUAUACAACUUGGUAUUCAUAAUCUUUUGCAUACCUUGUGUGCUGAUGAUGUCAAUGACCAUUCAAGAGAUUCUCCCAUUUACAAAGGACGGUUUAUGACACAUUGUCCUUUUGGCCUGUCGCCAACCAAUUGUUCCUUUCAGUGACAGCAUUGCUUACC
Molecule: messenger RNA, 1795 nt
Organism: Osmerus eperlanus (European smelt)
Lineage: Eukaryota; Metazoa; Chordata; Actinopteri; Osmeriformes; Osmeridae
Gene: psph
Product: phosphoserine phosphatase
Exons: 6
Coding region: 150-830 (226 amino acids)
Biological process (GO): dephosphorylation; L-serine biosynthetic process
Cellular component (GO): cytoplasm
Molecular function (GO): magnesium ion binding; L-phosphoserine phosphatase activity
Source: RefSeq, a predicted model, not a curated record